Molecule: messenger RNA, 1638 nt
Organism: Dipodomys ordii (Ord's kangaroo rat)
Lineage: Eukaryota; Metazoa; Chordata; Mammalia; Rodentia; Heteromyidae
Gene: Cep295nl
Product: CEP295 N-terminal like
Exons: 1
Coding region: 1-1638 (545 amino acids)
Biological process (GO): regulation of centriole replication
Cellular component (GO): centriole; cytosol; centrosome
Source: RefSeq, a predicted model, not a curated record
AUGCAGAGAGACGGGGAGGAUGCCAUCGAGUCGGGCACGGAGGAGGAGGGCACCCUGCGCAGGCAGAAGGCCCUGUUGCUGCACGUGAGAGACAAAGGCGACGAGCCUCUCCCUAGAAGACCCGAGACCCAGCAGUGGCGGAAUCGGCAGCUCCAGCGCCUGGCAGAGGAGAUGAAGGCAGAGUGGCAGGAGACCCAGCUCCAACAAAUCAAAGACCUGGAACGGCUCUACCUGGCCCGGCUGCUCGGGGGAGUUGCAGAACAGGCAGUGGGGAGCCAGGCCGGCUUGGAGGAGUUGGUCUCCAGAGAGACAACCAAAGCCCCAAGGCCCAGAAACAAGCCCAAAGGUGCCCAGAGAGAGAGGAAGAGUCGCAGGGAAGAACCGUCCCGACAGCAGACCUGGCACCCCAAGUCUCGAAAGAAAACAGCAGGCUCAGAAAAGCGGAGGCCCACCAGACCCCCGGGGCUAACUGCCCCCGAGAAGAGCAAGGUGAAGCGGAUCCCUUCCAGCAAAAGCAGCAGCAGCCACCGCUCCGUGAACUCCCGGUCCAGCCGAGUGUUGGACUUCACCAAGCUCUGCCCGCUCUUGACCCCCGUGGAGGAAAUCGAGGAACCUGAGAUAGAGACAGCCUGGAGUGAGAGAAGGCAAGAAGGGAGGGGGACCCCUGUCUCCGUUCAAGGCCUGAAACACAGCUCCUGCGACCACAGUCCCGAAGACAAGCUGAGCGACGUAGAGCAGCCUUGGACGGGCAGCCCGGCCUACAAAAGGAGCGAAGUGUCCUCUACCUGUUCACUCAAGGGCAGCGAAAAGGGCAGGUGGCAGAAGGAGCUGGAGAAUGCCUUCGAGGAAUUGUUCAACACCAACCGAAAGCUCAAGAAACAGCUGAGUUUCCAUCUUUACCAGAGGCCCCUGGGGGACCUGAACCCUGAGGAAGAGCAGGGUCUCCCAGAGUCAUACAACCACAGUGGCCACAACCACAGUGGCUCCCAGAGACAGCGAGGAGAAGAGAUGCCCGAGGAGACGGACGACGCUUCCGAGGCAUCGUCAACGGAGUACACGUUGAGAGGGUUUCUGAGCAAGGCCCAGAACCUUAAAUACCUGCAGAUGGCCAAGCCUGAGUUAAAGGAGAACCACACGCCCUUUCCCAGGACCAGAUUAUCUCUGAGUGACGAGGGCUCACACUCACGACAGGUGGACUCGGGACUGGAGCCCGAGCUGGGGGAGCACCGUGCCCACACCCCCCUGCAGGAAGAGGCGGGCAGAUCCAGCUGGGCGGCGCUGAAGCAAAAGCAGAAAGCAGAGAUGGAACAGAGAAGGAAAACGGCCUUCUUGGGGCAGACUGAACACCCAGACAUGAGCUUGGAGAUCCACUACAAGGCUGAGCUGGAGGAGGAGCGGAGAGAACGCAGAAAAAUCCGCCUGGCCCUGCUCAAGGCCUACUCCACGGGAGUCUCACCCACUAGCCGAGGACCCGAGUUCAGAAGCCUGUCCCUCUCGGGCACCAGCCUCCUGGAUGAGGACAGACAAAAUCAGAUGAUCCGUGACCUUCAGCAGCAGAUUGUAGAGCAAAACAGGUUACACAAGCAGUUUCUGGACAAAGCCAGGAAACGCUUGCAAGACUUUCAGAAAACUUGUUAA